This is a messenger RNA of Myripristis murdjan (pinecone soldierfish), 2390 nucleotides long. RefSeq names its product dopamine receptor D2 like (gene drd2l). Bases 1 to 1509 code for a protein of 502 amino acids. Gene Ontology annotation, biological process: adenylate cyclase-inhibiting dopamine receptor signaling pathway; negative regulation of voltage-gated calcium channel activity; negative regulation of synaptic transmission, glutamatergic. Gene Ontology annotation, molecular function: G protein-coupled receptor activity; dopamine neurotransmitter receptor activity, coupled via Gi/Go. Gene Ontology annotation, cellular component: presynaptic membrane; glutamatergic synapse; plasma membrane. NCBI's taxonomy places the organism in Eukaryota, Metazoa, Chordata, Actinopteri, Holocentriformes, Holocentridae. The transcript is spliced from 7 exons. The record is from RefSeq and is a predicted model, not a curated record.
AUGAUUUUGCUCAACGAGACCGUCGAGACAUCUUCCUUGCCCUACCUCCCUUUCUCCUCCCCCGAUCACAAUUUCUCCAUCCUCUUCACCCAUGACCCCUCGCUCUCCUCUUCUUCCCCCGUCUCCUUCCCCACCUCCACCUCCUCCUCCUCCUCCUCCUCCUCCCCCUCCUCCCUGUCUCCCUCCAACUGCACCAGCUCUCCGUCACCCUCCUCUCCUCCGUACAACUUCUACGCGGUGCUGCUGGUACUCGUCAUCUUCUGCGUGGUGUUUGGCAAUGUCCUGGUGUGUGUGGCGGUGUCGCGGGAGCGCGCCCUGCAGACCACCACCAACUAUCUCAUCGUCUCCCUGGCUGUGUCCGAUCUGCUGCUGGCCACGCUGGUCAUGCCCUGGGGCGUCUACCUGGAGGUGGUGGGAGAGUGGCGCUUCAGCCUCAUCCACUGUGAUAUCCUGCUGACUCUCGACGUCAUGAUGUGCACCGCCAGCAUCCUCAACCUCUGCGCCAUCAGCAUCGAUAGAUACACAGCGGUGGCCAUGCCUCUGCUAUACAACACCAGAUACAGUUCUCGCAGGAGAGUGGUGGUGAUGAUCACUGUGGUGUGGUUCCUCUCCUUCGCCAUCUCCUGCCCUUUACUCUUUGGACUCAACAACACUGCGAGCCGGGAGGGGACCAAGUGCAGCUUCGCCGACCCGGCCUUUGUGGUAUACUCAUCUGUUGCCUCCUUCUACGUUCCCUUCAUCGUAACGCUGUUGGUGUACGCGCAGAUCUGUGUGGUGCUGCGCAAACGAGGCCGGCGCACCGCCCCGCCUCGCAGACACGGCCUGCAUGCCCCGGGAGCGGCUGAAGCCGGCGACCACCAGAGACACAGGAAGAAUAAGUGUACACACCCAGAGGAUGUGAAGCUGUGCACCCUGAUCCUUCGGCCCCCCACCGCCGCCCCUCAACGCAAGAAAGUGACCUUGGUGAAGGAGGCGGUCGUGCACCCCCUUGAAGUGGAACCGGGACGAUUCCUGUCCCAGACCGAGCAGAGCCUGGCUCCUCCCCCCGCGUCCCAGCCUGCCUCCCACUCGGGACAGGCCAGGAUCUCCCUGUCCAUCUCAGUUGGACCCGCCCCUGUCCUGCCCUCCACCGUGGCGCGGUCGGCUCUGACGCCCCGCCCGCCCACCCUCGAGGAUGGCAUGAGGGGCCAAGAGGGGUGGAGGGAGCGCCACGAAAGCAGAGACAAAGGGGGGAGCGUCAAGGAGAGGGUGAGAGGGAGGCUGUCGCAGCAGAAGGAGCGGAAGGCGACACAGAUGCUCGCCAUUGUGCUCGGUGUGUUCAUCAUCUGCUGGCUGCCUUUCUUCCUGACUCAUGUGCUGAAGGCUCACUGCAGGAGCUGCUGCAUCUCCCCCUCCCUGUACAGUGCCGUCACCUGGCUCGGUUACCUGAACAGUGCCGUCAACCCCGUCAUCUACACCACCUUCAACAUCGAGUUUCGCAAAGCCUUCAUCAAGAUCCUGCACUGCUGAGAGAAGGAGGGAUAUAAGAAGCGCCGUCUGACAAGUAAAAAAAGGAAACAUGAUAUCAGUUUGAGAGCAGAGGUGAGAGAUUGAUGCUCAGACUGAAAGACUAACGGCAAGGAAGACAGAGAAGUGAAGACGUCAGGGUUGGUUUUGAUAGACAGGAAGUGGGAGAUGAGGCGCGGGGACAUGAAAGAGUGAUAUCUUGUUGAAAAUGACAGACAAGAGGAGUGUAAACAGCCCGUAAGACAGAGGAAAGACGGGGUAGAGUGCAGAGAGUGGGAACGAAAGAGGCAGGGAAAGGGACGCAGAAAUUAGAUUUAAAAAACAGAAUCCAGAAGGCAAGAAAAAGACAACUAGGAAAACACAGAAACAAGCUGGAGACACUCACAGAGAGGAGGAUGUGCACUGCACUGUAUAUAUAGUCUGAAAAGGGAAUAUGUGAGGGCUGCAUCCCAGCUGAGAGACUGCACACACUGUAUGUGGGGUCAGACUCCCUCAGACAUGACUGUUUUUCCAAUUCACUGGAAAGUUUGACUCGAGUCAGGCUCUGUCUGUUGUAGUUUCUUGUAAACUUGGCUAACAGCAUCUUGUUAUUUGUUCGCAUGUGCUUGUCUUUCUCAGAGGACGCGAAUAUGUCAAGACAAAUAAAAAAACAAUCUUUGAUUUGCGAGUUCAACUUUUUUUUUUAAAAUUCCCAUGCCCAAGGCUGUAUCUGUUUCUAUAGAUAUAUUUUUUAACAGUGCAUUAAAAUUACAUGAAGGGAGACGCUGAUUUGGUGAUUCGGCACACGGAAAUGAGCAGACGGGAAAGAGUCCUUUUAUGUGUGUAUUUUCGCUUUGAUUAAGUGUGUAUUUGUGACGUAUGUCUGUAAAUAAUUGUAUUACUGC